AUGGAGUUGGCGUCGGACAUAAUACACGACAUUAUUCAUCCUACGGCCGCCUUCACUGACGCCUCGAGACGCGAAAUUAGCCAUAAUGACAAUGCCGAUUCAAGGCAACCGCUAUCGGCGGACUGGGAUGCGUCCCAGCUCAAUCCGAAGAACCGAAUUGACAGUCUCGAUCCCCUCCCCGACCCUCUCUGGCGGAUUGACGGUUGUACGGGCCUCGGGACUCAGUUUUACGUCCUGCCGUUGUUCCUGAAGUCCAUCACACCGAUGCGCAUCGAUGCCUUCAUCCCGGAACAGUCGACCCAGUCACAAGAGGUUCGCCAACUGCUGGACCUUGACGUGGCUUUCCAUACAAGAGACCGGACGCGGGUACAACAGCUCAACGUUGCCAAGCACAUCCUCCGCGCUUUGCAGUAUUGGACCAAGAGCCUCGUCGAACCCGGGUCACUCUUUACCUCGGUACCCUUUGGGUCUCGGAUCGUGUUCAAGGAUCUAUCGCUCGAUACCAGGGCCAUUCAGAUCGAAGUCGCACCUACCUACUAUCUAGAACGCCAGCUACUUUCAUCAGCCGCUCUUUCUGAAAUGUGGGGUCCUUCAGUCGAGAUGCCCGAGUGCGUUGACAUAUCCGAAGUACACGUGGUCGAGCAGAUUCACGACAGCGUAUGUCUCGUUCGGAUCCGAGGCACCGAAUGGAUCUUCAAGACCUUGACCAGUUACACCAAAUACCUGUAUCAUGAGAUGAAACUACUCUUGUCAGCAAAGCCACACCCGAGCAUCAUGUCACGGCCAGUUCAUCUUGUUACGAAGCAGUGCACCUUCGGAAGUAAGGUGGCGGUCCUUGGAUUUACUCUAGAGUUCCACCGAUACGGGACGAUGAGGGACAUCGUGCCAUUUUUGCAGGCAAGCAACACAUUGACACCGGCGGAGCAGUUCAAAUGGGCCACACAGAUCACCUCCGGUGUGGUACACUAUCGGGAAACCUCUGGCACCUUCUACCCAGACCUUCGCUUGGACAACGUCGUGCUGUCUGAAAAUAGAGACGCCAUCAUGUGCGAUUUUGAACAGCGCGGGGUAUGGUGCGAGUUCGCCUCACCAGAAGUCAACGCCAUCGAGUACAUUCGUAUCCUGGCCACUGACGAGAAUAUGCCUGACGAUGCCAAAGACCACUAUGUUGAACUUUUGAAGAGGUUGUGCCCGGACUUCGAGUCGCUUCAGGAUAGAGAAGAGUACACGAAUCCCGAAAGGGGCUACAAUAUUUGUUGGUGGGGACUGAGUCCCCAAGAGCAGGAAUCUUCAGAGGUGUAUAUGCUUGGAAGAGUACUGUGGUGUUUGUUUGAAGGCGCUGGCGCUCCGCAGCAAGCCUCUAUUUGGCAAUCCUACCGUCGAGAAGCGCAUAUCGAGUUUCCGGAUUACCUCAGGACACCGCCUAAACUGAGGGCUCUCAUUGAUCGUUGCACCCGCGGACGUCGAGCCACUCUUAACAGCAGAAUCGUCAGAAAGGGGAGCAAGAUGGCGUUUACGAAUGCGGAAAACGGCGAUGACCAGAAGGACAUCAAGAAGGCCGCAUCAGCCUGGUGGAAGAAGGAGAUUUCCUGGGCAGAAGACUUCUUGGCCAUGAGGGAGCGGAUGAAGGCAGAAGGCGGUUGGAAGGACAACUACUUUGACAGACCCUCGUUGCGCGACGUACUCGAACAGCUGGAAAAACUGCAGGCAGAGUUAUGA
Molecule: messenger RNA, 1719 nt
Organism: Colletotrichum chrysophilum
Lineage: Eukaryota; Fungi; Ascomycota; Sordariomycetes; Glomerellales; Glomerellaceae
Exons: 1
Coding region: 1-1719 (572 amino acids)
Biological process (GO): protein phosphorylation
Molecular function (GO): protein kinase activity; ATP binding
Source: RefSeq, a predicted model, not a curated record